ACCGCGUCACUUUGUCCCCAUAUAAUUGGUAAACGUCCCAGUGUGUGCCGACAGCUGGACACUUUGACUUCUGUAUUUUUAUUAAUUUUCGGUGAAUUUCGUGACAUGUUUUCUAAUCAGCUUUUUGGUAUUGGUCUGUUCUGCCUGUCGCUGCUGAAGUCGAGUCGGUGUGACGAGGAAGCCUGCGGCCCGAGUCGGUGGAGGACGCCAGCGCUGCCUCCAGACAACAGAUUCCUCAUCACUGUCAACACUUUAGGAGACAAAUACAUACCCAACCAACAGCACGAAGUAUUGCUCCAAUCGCGCAACAAAGGCGAUACGUUCAUAGCAUUCACGAUAUCAUUACUUGGUGACAAAGAGGAGAACCCCAGGAACCAACGCAGGCCCAAGUCCCUACUACCUGGCCAGUUGUACCCCGCGGGGGAGGACAUUGUGGUCCAGAAGAAUUGCAACAACACACUUAUAGAAGCCGAUAUACGACCUAAGAGUGCUGUUAAGGCACUAUGGGUAGCGCCAGCAAAAGGCAACAAAUGCGUGACAAUCUACGCGGUGGUGGCGGUGAUGGUGGACGUGUGGUACAGCCAUGAGGGCCCGCUGUCCAGGAAGGUCUGCGAGAACGAGCGCAAGGCCGAGGACAUGCAGCCGCACGAGAACAACAACUGCCAGGCCUGCGAGGAGGCCAGGUAUCAGAUGUUGUUCAUGGGCAUGUGGUCGCCCAACACGCACCCCCUGAUGUUCCCGGAGUCAGUGCACCUGGCGCGGUUCAGCGACGUGGUGGGGGCCUCCCACAACCAGAACUUUAACCUGUUCAAAUACAACUCUGAAGCCACGCCCGGACUAAAGAUGUUGGCAGAGCAGGGGAACACCACAACCUUGGAGAUGGAGAUUCAGGAAGAUCUGGGCCAAAACGUACGAACGCUAAUCAGAGCCACAGGCCCUCACAACACAUCUUCCACAACCGUGUCAAGUUUCCGCGUAAGCCCAGAGAAGCAUGUGGUGUCCAUUGCCACGGCGCUUCUGCCGUCUCCUGAUUGGUUCCUGGGCGUUUCCAAUCUAGAGCUCUGCGAUGUGAGGACCAAUCAAUGGGCGCCCAAUGUCACCCUGAACCUGUACCCUUUAGACGCUGGGACUGACAGUGGGCUGAAUUUUGAAUCGUCAAACGAAGAGACGUUGCCGCACCAUCCUAUAUCGUCAGCCAACAUCGCAAACGUGCCUCAAGACAAGAUGAAACCGUUCGCUCGUCUCCGAUUCACUCUGAUCCGAACCUACACUAAACCCAAAUGCUUGGACGUGACUACCACAACUGAGGGUGAAAAAGGUGAUGGUGGCGAUAUAAAUGAAGUUGUCCCAUCGUCCGUUGACCGAGAAGAUGUUCCUAGGUGGAGAGAAACCACACCUAAAAGCGAUGAAGUAGAAACAGAGGAGUCAACCGAGCCUUCGUUGCCCCCCCAGUGCCAGAGCGCGCUGAGCGCGUGGACGGCGUGGCAGCCCUGCGCCGGCCGCUGUGCGGGCGGCCGCAUCUCCGGCAUGGCCUUCCGCUACCGAGAGUUCAGGAAUCGCAAAUCGGAGAAGGAAUGCUUCGACUUGGUACCCAUCACAUACUACACUGACUACAAAGAAUGCGUAGAAGACUGUUCUGAAACAACCACAGAAUUAGUGGAAGAGUAGCACAGAAAAAUGGAACAAAUAUUUUUUUUCUGAACAAAUAUUUUUCUCGGAAAUUCUAUGAUAAAUGUAUUUGACUGCUAUUAAAUAGAAAAAAGACUAAGUAUAUUUGAAAAUACUUUGUUUUAUU
Messenger RNA from Plodia interpunctella (Indianmeal moth), 1795 nucleotides. RefSeq names its product spondin-2-like. The record is from RefSeq and is a predicted model, not a curated record. Gene Ontology annotation, biological process: cell adhesion. Lineage: Eukaryota; Metazoa; Arthropoda; Insecta; Lepidoptera; Pyralidae. Gene Ontology annotation, cellular component: extracellular matrix. The coding region runs from base 106 to 1668 and encodes 520 amino acids. The transcript is spliced from 11 exons.